Molecule: messenger RNA, 498 nt
Organism: Rodentolepis nana
Lineage: Eukaryota; Metazoa; Platyhelminthes; Cestoda; Cyclophyllidea; Hymenolepididae
Source: the annotation of a GenBank genome assembly
CGCAGAGCUUUCACAAGGAAAAAGGCUCCUAGGAAGACGAAGUGGACUAAGACCUACAGGAAAUCUUUCCAGAAGGAUCUUAGUGACGACUUUGCGCAGACUUUUGAGAGGAAGCGCAACGAAAUCCAAAAGUACAGCCGCGAUAAUCUCAUCACUACACUUCACGCAAUCGACAGUAUUAACAGAAUCAAGGAGAAGCGUGAGAGAAUGCAUAUCAUGAGAAGACUGCAGAAGGGUGUUGAUUUGCGUAAAAAGGAGGAUAUUAAGCUUGUUGAAACUCAGAUGCACCUUAUCAAAGCACCAAACGGUAAGAUUUCUGUUCCCUAUAGUCAAAUUUCUUCAGCACGCGAGAAAGAGUCGGAGGAAGAUGCGCAUGAAACUACUGUUGAGGAAAUGGAAGUUGAAAUGGAGAACUUGGAAUCCAAAUUGGAGAAAGAAGCUGCUCAAUCUUCCUCAAAAACGUCUUCAAGGAGGCAAAAACUUUUGGCAAAGGUGUAA